UAAAAGUGCGAUUCUCUAUUUUGACGUGAACUUGGUUGUCCCCCAAACAUGGCGACCCUCAUCUUUCGGUCUGGACGAUUGGUAGAAAAAUCUGCUUUUAAGCAAGCUUUUAAGGUCCUAUCAGUUUUUAACAAUGUCCUGCCACAGAAUGUCCUUGGAUCCCAACAGAAACGUAACCUCUCCAUACACGAGUACAUGUCCAUGGAACUGUUGCGGGAUGCUGGAGUAGCUGUUCCCAGAUUUCGUGUAGCAACCACAGCUGAUGAGGUGUACAAGGAGGCUAAAGACAUAGCUGCACAGACUGGCACCCCUGAUGUUGUUGUAAAAGCCCAGGUUUUAGCUGGAGGAAGGGGGAAGGGAACAUGGAGCAGUGGCCUGAAGGGGGGUGUCAAGUUGGUCUACUCAGCUGAUGAGGCCAAGGACAUAGCCAGCAAAAUGUUAGGACAGAAACUCUACACCAAACAGACAGGCAGUGAGGGUAGAAUCUGCAACAAGGUUUUAGUUGUGGAGCGCCUCUACAUCAGACGAGAGUUCUAUUUUGCUAUCACAUUGGAGAGGAGUUUUGGGGGCCCAGUGUUGGUGGGCAGUGCCCAAGGUGGUGUCAACAUAGAGGAAGUGGCAGCAGAAAACCCUAAAGCCAUUAUCAAAGAACCCAUUGAUAUUGAAGUUGGCAUUACCAAGGCACAAGCCAUGUAUGUUGCUAAAGAGAUGGGAUUUAGUCAGGGCUCGUUAGAAAAGGCUAGUGACUACAUCAUGAAGAUGUAUACAGAUGUUUUUCUCAAAUAUGACGCUUCAAUGUUAGAAAUCAACCCAAUGGCAGAGGACAAUAGUGGCACAGUGUAUAUCAUGGAUGCUAAAAUAAACUUUGAUGACAAUGCGGCCUACAGACAGAAAAAAAUCUUUGCCUUAAGAGACUGGUCACAAGAAGAUGAGAGGGAUUACAAAGCAUCCAAGGCAGAUCUCAACUACAUUGCCCUUGAUGGCAGCAUUGGUUGUUUAGUUAAUGGAGCGGGGUUGGCCAUGGCCACAAUGGAUAUUAUCAAAUUACAUGGAGGGACUCCAGCCAAUUUUCUUGAUGUAGGGGGAGGUGCCACAGCCCAGCAAGUGACAGAAGCUUUCAAACUAAUCACUUCAGACACUAGGGUGAAUGCAAUUUUGGUGAAUAUUUUUGGUGGCAUAAUGAGAUGUGAUGUGAUAGCUCAGGGCAUUGUUGCUGCUGCUGAACAACUCAAUAUGAAAGUGCCUAUAGUCGUCAGGCUUCAAGGAACAAGGGUGGAUGAUGCUAAAGCAAUUAUUGCACACAGUGGGAUGAAAAUUAUUGCUUGUGAUAAUUUGGAUGAAGCUGCUAAGAUGGUUGUGAAGCUGUCCAACAUUGUAACACUGGCCAGGGAAGCUUCCAUUGAUGUCAAGUUUGAGCUCCCAUUAUCAUCUUAAGCAGACAGAUCACUGAGAUUUGAAGUGUUUUGGAACAGUGCAACAAUAACCUUACAGGUAUCCUGUCAGCUACUAGACCCUGUAUCAGUCUGUUCGGUUUGAUUCUCUGUUAGAACUCUACUUAAGCUCAUAAUGUUUGUUUUAAAUGUCUUUGGUUUUGUCUUUUAUAAUUUAACUUUUCAAACUGAUAACCUAAAUUGACAAAAAUAUAAUUUGUUUUAACAAUAAUUUCAUUUUCAUCUGAAUAUUAAUUAUUGUCUACACUUAAGAAUGAACGUUUUGAUUAAAAACAUAAUUGUCUUCAAACUGUUUACAAAUUGAAACUGAGCUUAAAUCAAAUGUAUAAUGCCAGAGACUAAAUGAUUUUAAAUGCAUUCGGUGAAUGAAAAGGGCAGGAUUUAUCUUAGUUGGUUGUUUUGAUUUCAUUUGUCUUCCAAUCUGAUAUUACCUGAGCACACAGCAUUUGUUCAAUCACCAAUUGAUUUGUUUAUUAUAUGUCUGUAUGUAUAUAGAUAUAUAGAUAUAUAGAUAUAUAUAUAUAUAUAGAUAGAUAGAUAGAUAGAUAGAUAGAUAGAUAGAUAGAUAGAUAGAUAGAUAGAUAGAUAGAUAGAUAGAUAGAUAGAUAGAUAGAUAGAUAGAUAGAUAGAUAGAUAGAUAGAUAGAUAGAUAGAUAGAUAGAUAGAUAGAUAGAUAGAUAGAUAGAUAGAUAGAUAGAUAGAUAGAUAUGUAUAUAUAUACAUUCUGGUACAAAGAAACUUAUUUGAUAAGAUAGAUAGAUAGAUAGAUAGAUAGAUAGAUAGAUAGAUAGAUAGAUAGAUAGAUAGAUAGAUAGAUAGAUAGAUAGAUAGAUAGAUAGAUAGAUAGAUAGAUAGAUAGAUAGAUAGAUAGAUAGAUAGAUAGAUAGAUAUGUAUAUAUAUACAUUCUGGUACAAAGAAACUUAUUUGAUAAGAUAGUAAUUAAAUUAUAGCCUGAUUUCAAAUAUUUUAUAUAUCUAGCCUUAAUAAGGUUAUAUGUAAAAUUAAAUAUAUUAUGAACAAAAUAAUUACUUUGUUUAGCAUAUUAAUUUCACAAAUCAAAUUCAUAUCUUAAAGCAAUGUAUGAUUUUUUUUUAUCAAUUUAACCAGUGGUGGAAUAAGAUAUUCUACUACAUUUAUUGUUAAAAUGUUAUGGCAUUUUUCAUCAAAGGCUGUAUCUGUGAUUAACCAGUUAUUAUGAUUGUUAUUAUGUCUACACAACCAUACUAUUAUGUUUCUAUUUAUUAUGUGAUACUGCUGAUGUUAGCCUCUGUCACCCGUAAAUUGUUUUUAUUUGUGUGUGAUGUUGUGCAUGAUAUCACCAUCACGUAUGUUUUAUUUUUCAUGCCAUGUAGGAACCAGAAGAAUGUAUUAAAGACAUAUUCAAACUUG
Messenger RNA from Physella acuta, 2841 nucleotides. RefSeq names its product succinate--CoA ligase [ADP-forming] subunit beta, mitochondrial. Gene Ontology annotation, cellular component: mitochondrion; succinate-CoA ligase complex. Lineage: Eukaryota; Metazoa; Mollusca; Gastropoda; Physidae. The record is from RefSeq and is a predicted model, not a curated record. Gene Ontology annotation, molecular function: ATP binding; succinate-CoA ligase (ADP-forming) activity; metal ion binding. Gene Ontology annotation, biological process: succinyl-CoA metabolic process; tricarboxylic acid cycle.